AUGCCUGAUAACGAACCUUAUUCGAAUCCGAUCGCCCCAGCUAAUUAUCGACCACACGAUGAUGCCGAAACUGGAACAGGACAUCCAUUAACAAAUGAUGAUUUUCGAAAAUUGUUAAUGACACCAGCUGCACCUGGUUCAGUAACAUCACAACGCUAUCAAAAUUCAUCAGGUUCGAGUUCUCAACAAAGAUCAUCUACUGGUCAAAAAGGUGAAGGCGGCAGUGAAGCAGGUGAUAAACGCAAAAAAAAGAAACAAUAUUAUGCUAAAGUUAUUCGUGAAGAGAAAGCUCGUGAAGAGGAACGAGCUAAAAGAUACCGUGAUCGAGCACGCGAACGACGAGAAGUAAUAUCAAAUGAAGAUCAAGUGGGUGUGGAUUUAACGACGAAUACUAAUCAACAGGCAACGACAACUGGAAAUUAUAAAUCAGUUGCACCUGACGCUAAAGGAAACUUUGAUGCUGCCGCCAGGCGAAAACAAAUGAUUGAAGAAUCGAAGUUUUUGGGUGGAGAUUUAGAACAUACACAUUUAGUCAAAGGUCUAGAUUAUGCUUUACUGCAAAAAGUACGAGCUGAAAUCGGACCAGACGAUGCAGACAAUGAUCAAAUAGAUUUAAAUAAAGAUGAGCAUGUUUUUGUCAAACCAUCCACUAAAAUUACGCCAAUGGGAUCUGGCAUAGAUACUGAAAAGAAAAAAGUUUUAUCAAACGAAACUGUAACUCCUAAUUCUUCAACAUCAUUGACACCUGAAGAAGAAGAAGAACAAAGAUUAGGAUUAAAAUCUUCCAUGGCUAAAAAUAUUUUCCGAAUUUUAUUUCGCCCAGCAUCACGACGUGUUAAUGAAUUAUUUUUACCGCAUCGUAUGGCAUAUAUUAUUGAUUUAGAAAAUGUUAAUGGGCAACAAGAUGAUGAUAAUGAGAAAGGUUCACAUGCACUUGAUGAUAUACCAACAACAUUAAUAAGAUCAAAAGCUGAUUGUCCAAAUGCAGAAACAACCACUACUAUGAGUAAUAAUGAUAUUGUUAUAAAUAAAUUAACUCAAAUUCUUUCAUAUUUGCGUCAUUCAAAACGUGAUUUAAAACGCCAAAAAAAGAAAGGUACUGGAAUAUUUACUGGCAUUGAAUCAGAAAUGAAUAUUAAACCGACGCAUGAUUCAAUGAAUAAUAUAACUAAAAAAUCUAAAGAUAUUAGUAUGUAUGAUGAUAUUGCUGAUUAUAUUCCGGAUACAAAGAAACGUUCAACAACAAAUGAACGUGAAAAAAAUCACUACGAUAGUGACGCUAGAAAGAAGCAUUAUUUUCAUACAGAAUCAAAAUCUAAUGAUCGUAAAUCUAAUUUUGAUGAUACCGACCACGAUAAUACGAAUGUGGCCGAAUCAGUAAAAGGCUUUAUACGGAAUGUUCACAAUAAAUAUAAUGCUAAAAAUGAUGAAGAACGGGUUGCUCCAUCAAGUUCAAGUAAAAGAGGUAAAAAUGGGUUUCAAUUAAAAUUUACUGAUGAUUCAUAUGCUGAAUGCUAUCCUGGAACAAUGGCUGAAGAAGAUGUUAAUAUUGAUUCUGACGAUGAACCAGAUCUAGAUAAAAUGGAUAUGGGCUCAAAAAAAGGUCCUAUUGGUCGUUGGGAUUUCGAUACAGCGGAAGAAUAUUCAGAUUAUAUGGGACAAAAGGAAGCAAUGCCAAAAGCAGCAUUUCAGUAUGGUGUUAAAAUGAAUGAUGGACGUAAAACACGACGUGGUGUUGGACCAAAAGAUGACAAACAAAAAUUAGAACGUGAAUGGCAACAAAUAUCAAAGAUUAUUGAAAGUAAACGUAAAGGCGAUCCAAUUGGCAGUGCUUCACCUGAUUUAUCGGCUAGUAAAAGAACAAAAAUGGCUUGA
Molecule: messenger RNA, 1875 nt
Organism: Rotaria socialis
Lineage: Eukaryota; Metazoa; Rotifera; Eurotatoria; Philodinida; Philodinidae
Source: the annotation of a GenBank genome assembly